AUGUCAGAGAGUACCAAUAGCAGUAUUAGUGAGGCUAAUGACCUGGCAACAUUGGCAGACAGGGAUACAUUAGCAAACAGGUCACAACAACAACAUGAUUCCCAAAUAGAAUUGGAUAUUAUCAUUCCUCUUGAUAUUGCCACCGAACAUCAUAAUGAACAUGACCAUGAUCAUGAUCAUGGACAUGGACAUGGACAUGGUCAUAAACAUGGUCAUAAACAUGGCAAAGGACAUGGUCAUGGACACGGAGAUCACGGAGAUCAUGGACACGAUCAUGAUCAUCACCAUGAUGAUGAAAAAGUUGUAUCAACAUCAACAUCAUCAGAGGGACACGGACAUAAUCAUGAUCAUCAUAAGAAGGAUGAUCAUGCUACGAGAUCAAAGAAGAGAGCAUUGAAUUCACUCAUAUUGGCACUAUGUCUUACUAUACUAUUUAUGAUUGCCGAAGUUAUUGGAGGAUACUUGGCCAACUCCCUGGCCCUGAUGUCUGAUGCAGCUCACCUUCUAACAGAUAUUGGCGCGAUGAUACUAAGUAUAUGUGCCAUGUUACUGGCAAGGAAACAACCAACUGCAUUACUUAGUUUUGGAUUCCAUCGUGUGGAAGUACUUGGUGCAUUGGCAAGUGUACUGAUGAUAUGGAUACUCACAGCCAUAUUGGUAUAUGAGGCAGUACAUCGUGUACUAUAUCCACCUGAUAAAGUGGAUGGAAAGACAAUGUUGAUCGUUGCAUGUAUUGGAUUAAUAAUCAAUGUUGUCGAUGCUGUCAUACUACACUUUGGAGGUGCCUCACAUGGACACUCGCAUGGUGGAAGUGCACCAUCACAUGUCGCACAUACCAGCAACAAAGAUCAUGGUCACGGUCACUCACACAGUGGACAUGGUCAUGGACAAGAACAAGUGCAUCAUGAUCAUGAUCAUGGACAUGAACAUGAACAUUCAGAGACAGAAAGAGUGGCUCACAAUCAUGGACAUGUUAGGAAUAUCAAUGUACACUCGGUAUAUAUUCAUGUGCUUGGUGAUUGUUUCCAGAGUAUAGGAGUGAUCAUUGCAUCGAUCAUCAUCUGGGUCAAACCAGAGUGGAAGAUAGCCGAUCCAAUCACAACGUUCAUAUUCUCAGUGAUUGUCAUGUUGACGACAGUUAGAUUGAUGAAACAGACGUUAUUGGUGUUGUUGGAGGCUGUGCCUCAUGGUAUCAACGUAUCAGAUGUGCACAAUGACUUGGCCGGCCUGCUUGGUGUGGUCGAGGUACAUGACCUACACAUCUGGUCAAUCACAGUUGGCAAGCCAUCACUCACAUGUCAUAUCCAGGUCAAAGAUGGUGCUGACGGUGAAGACAUCCUAUCAUACGCCAAUCAAAUGUUACAACAAACUUAUGGCAUCGAACAUACUACAAUCCAAGUGGAGGUAUACAAUCGUAGACAACUCAGUAGUCCCUCUAUCAAGGCCAACAACAAUGUUCAUUCAUGCAUCAACUCAUGUCCACCCAUCAAAGCGGCAGUUGCAUCU
Messenger RNA from Acytostelium subglobosum LB1, 1506 nucleotides. RefSeq lists its product as hypothetical. The annotation marks the transcript as partial. Gene Ontology annotation, biological process: zinc ion transmembrane transport. The transcript is spliced from 2 exons. The record is from RefSeq and is a predicted model, not a curated record. Gene Ontology annotation, cellular component: plasma membrane. Gene Ontology annotation, molecular function: zinc ion transmembrane transporter activity. Lineage: Eukaryota; Evosea; Eumycetozoa; Acytosteliales; Acytosteliaceae.